This is a messenger RNA of Antrostomus carolinensis (chuck-will's-widow), 1944 nucleotides long. RefSeq names its product collagen type VI alpha 1 chain (gene COL6A1). NCBI's taxonomy places the organism in Eukaryota, Metazoa, Chordata, Aves, Caprimulgiformes, Caprimulgidae. The transcript has 16 exons. The annotation marks the transcript as partial. The record is from RefSeq and is a predicted model, not a curated record.
GGAGAGCCUGGACCACCUGGUGACCAAGGGCGGGAAGGACCUCUCGGACCACCUGGUGACCAGGGUGAGGCUGGACCUCCGGGACCCAAGGGCUACAGGGGAGACGAUGGUCCUCGUGGCAAUGAGGGCCCAAAGGGAUUGCCUGGAGCACCUGGGCUGCCUGGAGACCCUGGUCUGAUGGGAGAAAGGGGGGAGGAUGGACCUCCUGGGAAUGGCACGAUUGGAUUCACAGGUGCCCCGGGGCAGCCAGGAGACAGAGGUGAUCCUGGCAUUAACGGAACAAAAGGCUAUGUUGGUCCUAAAGGUGAUGAAGGAGAAGCUGGAGACCCUGGCAAUGAUAACUCAACCCCUGGUCCCAGGGGCAUCAAAGGAGCCAAGGGCCACCGAGGACCUGAAGGCCGCCCGGGACCACCAGGACCCGUAGGCCCUCCAGGACCAGAUGAAUGUGAAAUCUUGGACAUCAUUAUGAAGAUGUGCUCUUGCUGUGAGUGCACCUGUGGUCCUGUCGACCUCCUCUUCGUGUUGGACAGCUCGGAGAGCAUCGGCCUGCAGAACUUCCAGAUUGCCAAGGACUUCAUCAUCAAAGUCAUUGACCGCCUGAGCAAGGACGAGCGUGUGAAGUUUGAAGCUGGGGAGUCCCGUGUGGGUGUUGUGCAGUACAGCCAUGACAACACGCAGGAGCUGGUGGCCAUGGGGGAUGCCAACAUAGACAACAUCGGGGCACUCAAACAGGCAAUCAAGAACCUGAAAUGGAUAGCUGGGGGCACCUACACUGGAGAAGCUCUGCAGUUCACCAAGGACAACCUACUGCGGAGAUUCACCUCUGACAAGCGCGUUGCCAUCGUCAUCACGGAUGGACGCUCCGACACGCUGCGGGACCCCACCCCGCUCAACUCUCUGUGCGAUGUCACCCCGGUGGUUUCCCUUGGGAUAGGUGAUAUUUUCCGGAACCCUCCAAAUCCAGAUCACUUGAAUGACAUCGCUUGUUUAAGCAGACCAACCAGGCCAGGACUGUCCAUUCAAAGGGACAACUAUGCUGAGCUCCUGGAUGACACCUUCUUGCAGAACAUCACCUCCUAUGUCUGCCAAGAGAAGAAAUGUCCAGACUACACCUGCCCAAUCAGCUUCACUGGACCGGCAGACAUCACGCUGCUGGUGGACAGCUCCACCAGCGUGGGGAGCAAGAACUUUGAGACCACCAAGAAGUUUGUGAAGCGGCUGGCAGAGCGGGUCCUGGAGGCCGGCAAGCCUGCUGACGACUCCGUACGCGUCUCAGUGGUCCAGUACAGCGGUAGGAACCAGCAGAAGGUGGAAGCUCAGUUCCAGUACAACUACACGGUCAUUGCGAAAGCCAUCGACAACAUGGAGUUCAUGAAUGACGCCACGGAUGUCAACGCCGCUCUGCGGUACGUCACGACGCUGUACCAGCGGUCCUCCCGUGCUGGGGCAAAGAAGAGGGUGCUGGUGUUUUCUGAUGGCAACUCUCAAGGGAUCACUGCGAGGGCCAUCGAGAGGGCUGUGCAGGAAGCUCAGCAGGCCGGCAUUGAGAUCUACGUGUUGGCAGUGGGCAGCCAAGCCAACGAGCCCAACAUCCGUGUCCUGGUCACGGGGAAGAGCGCGGAUUACGAUGUGGUCUACGGGGAGCGCCACCUCUUCCGUGUGCCUGACUAUACCUCUUUGCUGCGUGGUGUCUUCUACCAAACUGUCUCCAGGAAGAUAGCUGUUGACUGAGCAUCCGGGUGGGUCGCUGCCAAAGCCCUACCUUCUUCUGUCGUGCCUAAAAAUGAAAACCAACCAACCAACCAACCAAAAAAAAAUUAACAGUAUUCUUGACCAACCUGAGGAAUUUGUGUCUAUGCAGAUAGCCAUAGUGCCACAGCCUGGCACUUCAUAGUCCUCUUCCUUCUCCCCCUGCUUCUUCAUCUGCAUCUCUACCCUCUUAGC